Papaver somniferum (opium poppy) is the source of this 483-nucleotide messenger RNA. Its product is annotated as extensin-1-like. The record is from RefSeq and is a predicted model, not a curated record. NCBI's taxonomy places the organism in Eukaryota, Viridiplantae, Streptophyta, Magnoliopsida, Ranunculales, Papaveraceae. The transcript has a single exon. The annotation marks the transcript as partial.
AUGGCGAGGCUCUCAGCUUGUCUGGUUCAUGCUUUUACCUUUUUCGUUCUGAUCAAUGUGGUGCUAGCUGAGUACGAACCAUAUACACCCAACUACAAAGAAACUCCCUACAAGAAACCAGUUGUGGAGGUUAUUGCCGACAUAAAUCUUCCCAAAGUUUACCCAUCACCGCCACCACCUGCUUACGUGGCUCCUGUUGUUUAUCCAUCUCCAUCACCACCUCCUCCAGCUUACGUCGCUCCCGUAGUUUACCCAUCUCCAUCACCACCACCACCAGCCUACGUCGCACCCGUAGUUUAUCCAUCGCCAUCACCACCACCACCAGCUUACGUCGCUCCCGUAGUGUACCCAUCUCCAUCACCACCACCACCGGCUUACGACACUCCCGUAGUGUACCCAUCUCCAUCACCACCACCUCCAGCUUAUGUAGCUCCUGUAGUGUACCCAUCACUGUCACCACCACCUCCUGCUUACAUUGCUCCU